This is a messenger RNA of Glycine soja, 3322 nucleotides long. RefSeq lists its product as uncharacterized. NCBI's taxonomy places the organism in Eukaryota, Viridiplantae, Streptophyta, Magnoliopsida, Fabales, Fabaceae. The transcript has 16 exons. The record is from RefSeq and is a predicted model, not a curated record. Bases 338 to 2941 code for a protein of 867 amino acids.
AGCGUAAGGCGAAGAGAGAGAUGACAUCCACGGAGGAGUGAGAACGCCUUAUAAAUCGUGUUCACGCCGUGCCGGUCGAACUUUGUCACAGCCAAUCAUCUCAUCUCUCUCUCUCUCUCUCUCUCUCUCAAUCCAACAACACCAAAACCCUUCUUCCUCUUCUCAAUCCCCUUCUCUCCCUCUCCCAAUUCCCCUAAUCGCGCCUCGAAACAUCUUCAAUUUUAGGGUUAGGGAUUUCUUCCUCUUUACAUUUCACCUCUUUUUUUCUUCUUCUACACCGAGACUCCCUCUCCUCACUGGGUGCUGACGUGGGCGCACCCUCGCCGCUUCUCUUUCCAUGGAGGCCACGGCCGCCGUUGCCGCUGCCGCCACUGCCGCCGCCGUGCGCGGCGCCUCUCUCCAGAUGCCGCCUCCGUCCCGCAAAGAGUGGCGUGCUGUCGCUGAGCAUCAUCAUUCUGCGCGAAACCCCGACGACGAGGAGUUAGACAAUGCCAAACUAGGGCAAUCAGAUGAGAGAACAAUAUAUGAGGUGCAGCAAGGAAGAGAGCCUCUUGAUGUUGAUUUUUGUUCAAUAACAGUGGAUGGAGCAGUCGACAAUGAUAUUUUGCAGCAACAGCUACAUAAUGUUGUCAGACAAAGACAAGAACUACUGCAAAUGGAGAUUGAACUAAAGGCUCAAAUGAUUGCUAGAACUGAGAUAAUGGAAAUGCAAAGCACCUUUGAUGCUCAACUCAAGGACCAUGUUAAUAAUGCCAGCAAGCUUCAGGAGCAACUUUGUGAAAGGGAGCACACAAUUCAUGAGCUUGAAAGGAAAAUGGAAGAGAAAGACAGAGAGCUGCAUUCUAUUAAAUUAGACAAUGAAGCAGCAUGGGCUAAACAAGACCUUCUCCGUGAGCAAAACAAAGAACUUGCAACAUUCAGAAUGGAGCGUGAUCAUUCAGAAGCUGAAAGAGCUCAGCAUAUAAAACAAAUACAUGAUCUGCAAGAACAUAUUCAAGAAAAAGAUAGGCAACUUAUUGAGUUGCAGGAACAAAAUAGGGUUGCUCAGGAGACCAUUAUGUUUAAAGAUGAGCAGUUCAGAGAGGCCCAAGCAUGGAUAGCUCGUGUUCGUGAGAUGGAUGUUUUCCAAUCAACAACAAAUCAAACACUACAAGCUGAAUUGCGAGAGCGCACAGAGCAAUAUAAUCAGCUCUGGAUGGGUUUUCAGAGACAGUUUGCAGAGAUGGAAAGAGUUCAUUUGCAUGCUAUUCAGCAACUACAGCUUGAACUAGCUGAUGCAAGAGAGAGGAGUGGAACUUUCAAUGAUGAUUCAAGAAUGUCCCAAAUUAAUUCAAAAAACAAUGUGACUCAGUUUGGACAGGAAAAUGGAAGUCAAUUUGACUUAAAUGGAAGCAAUGCUUCAGGUGGAAAUAAUGGUCUCCUUCCAAAUGAAAGCACUGAUAAUGGUCCACCAUUUGCAUCUACAGGCAAUGCAUCAAUCCAGACUGAACAUGUUGCUGGUGUUCCUAUUGCUCCAUCAUCUCUAAUUGUCCCACCUUCAUACCUCCCACAUGGCCAAGUAACUGCACUGCAUCCAUUUGUUAUGCAUCAACAAGGAGUUCCCAAUUCAGUUGCAUCACAUGUUGGGCAUUUUCACCCAGUGCAGUCAAUGUCACCUGUGCACCAGUGGCAAAACCAACAGUCUGUGUCAGAGGGUUCACAGGUACCCGUACAGGAACAUCCUUCACCAUCUCAAACUGAUCAAAAUUUGAUGAGAUCAGAUGCUAAGUUUAGCUAUGAAAUGUCUGUUAAUGGACAAACUCUUCAUAGAGACUAUCUGGAUGCUCACAUCCAGCAAGGCGAGGAGGCACAAACUGUGAUUUCUUCAGGAACAAGUGAAACACAGGUUUCUCAGUCAGUCGAUAAGACUCAAUUUGUUGCUUCCCAACAAGAUCAAAGCAUGCAACAAAUUUCUUCACAGUUCUCUGAGGCUUUACGAUUGAACUCUUUUGAACCAAAUGGUGAACAUAAGGAGCAGAAUUCUGUGCCAUUAUCUAAUAAUGAACCAGAUGUCCAAGUUUUAUUGGCUGAGCAAGCAACUUCUGCUGUAAAUGCAUCAUCUGUCACAAGCCAUUCAGUUAAUCAUAAUGAAAUGAUCCAGAGCAAUUCCACUGAUUCUGUUUUGUCUGAAGUGUUCACCUCUUCUGGGUCGACAGCUUCUACAAUUGCCAAGACAUCAGAGACUGCUCUCCUUGAUGAAAAAUCAUUAUUAGCUUGUAUUGUACGCACUAUUCCAGCUGGUGGCCGAAUUCGAAUUAGUUCAACGCUCCCUAACAGGCUGGGCAAGAUGCUUGCACCUCUACAUUGGCAUGAUUACAAAAGGAAGUAUGGGAAGCUGGAUGACUUUGUAGCUAGCCAUCCUGAAUUAUUUUUGAUUGAGGGUGACUAUAUUCAGCUCCGUGAAGGUGCACAGAAAAUGGUUGCUGCAACUGCAGCAGUUGCCAAAGUUGCUGCAGCAGCUGCUGCAUCAACUCCUUAUUCUUCAUAUAUGUCCACUGUGGCAGUUACACCAAUGGCUCAAACUCAUCGCAUGAAAAAGGCUCCUUCAAUUGAUUCCAAAAAUAUUAAAAGUGAAUAUGCAGUCAUCUCUUCAAAUCCGGGGGAUGAUCCUUUAAAAAUGUCAGUUAUGCAGCAUCAACAAACUAGUGCAUUUAAUGUUGCCGGAGGUCUUUCAAAUGUCAAAAUUUUGAGUAAAUCUAAGGAUCCUCGGGAAAUGGAUGGCCCUGAAAGUAGGGUUGUGCAGUCUCCUGUACAAUUACCUGUUGGCAAUGGGGGAAGCAUUGACAGAUCAAGUAUGAGCAGUGCCCAAAUUUCAGGCUCAGCAAAUGGGAGGCUAGUCUCAAGCUUUGCUUCUAAACAGCAGACCAGGGCAACUGGUGCUGUGUACCAUUCUCGAAGAUAGGAAGAUGGAAGGGCGUGUUAGAUUAUCCUGUCUCACCAGGAUGCGGAUGAAAACAUACAAGAUUAUUUAUCGGGUUUGUGGGAGAAUGUUUUUUGAAGCAUUGACGGAGUAAUCUUGUGCCCUGGGCAAAAUAUGAUUUUAAGUUGCCGGUGCUAUCUCCACUUUCUGUAGUAAUUUAUUUCUCCCAGCUGUUACAAUUCGGUGUGCUUUCAUUAAGUGGGCCUCAUGCUGUGGUAUUCUUGCAUACAUUGCAUCUGAUAAACUGCGAAUUUUUUGGUGAAUGCUUGAAAGAUUAAUCAACAUAGUUAACCUUUUCAGUUUGCAAACUUUUUUGUAUUUGACCUUUUGAUAUUUGAUAAAUGUCUUAGUCUAACAAGAUCC